Messenger RNA from Mytilus californianus (California mussel), 3313 nucleotides. RefSeq names its product integrin alpha-9-like. Gene Ontology annotation, cellular component: integrin complex; external side of plasma membrane. Gene Ontology annotation, biological process: cell adhesion mediated by integrin; integrin-mediated signaling pathway; cell-matrix adhesion. NCBI's taxonomy places the organism in Eukaryota, Metazoa, Mollusca, Bivalvia, Mytilida, Mytilidae. The transcript is spliced from 22 exons. Gene Ontology annotation, molecular function: integrin binding. The record is from RefSeq and is a predicted model, not a curated record. The coding region runs from base 43 to 3306 and encodes 1087 amino acids.
UAACUAUCCUUUUCAAUGUUGACACUUGGUUAAACGGCAACGAUGAAAUUCAAUUUGAUUUUUGGGUUAUGUUACAUGUUUUAUAGUGUGCAGAACUUUAACAUUGAUAUGGAUAAUGUAGUUACAUUAAAAGAAGAGUCUGGCAAAUACUUUGGUUAUUCUGUAGUGAUGUUCAAUAAUCAGGAUGGAAACUGGGUAUUAGUUGGAGCACCGAAGGAUACAUUUACACACAGACAUGAGAUAAAAACUCCAGGAAACGUAUACAAAUGUAAGGUGAAUCUUACCACACAAGAAAAAUGUACGCCAUUCAUGAUCAGGACUAUAGAAGAUAGGAAUGACACACAUCGCGAGGAAGAUCAUCAGUUAUUAGGAGCAUCUAUGGCUGUAUUUAAUGAAAGUAUUGUUAUUUGUGCACCUCUUUGGAAAAUUAUGAAAGGAAAUAUAAUUGAACCUGUCGGUCGUUGUUACAGCGUAGACAAAUCACUAGGACAAGAUCACAGUACAAGCUUUAAUUUAUUCUAUAAUGAAAGUGGGAACAGCUAUGCGCAAGCAGGUUUUGCAUUAUCAUCGAAGGCGUUGCAGGACAAACAAAGACAGACUGUUCUUAUAGGUGCACCCGGACUCCAUCAUUGGAAAGGUGGUUUUAUAAGUCUCAAUAUGGAAAACAUACAGAGGUUUCAGAGGUACUCGCAUGUGAGCAUACAUUCCGACAUUAAGAAAGCAAUAGUGAAUAACACAUUAAUGGGAUAUUCAAUAACAACUGGAAAGCUGGCACAAAGACAUGACUGUUCGAAAACAGUGGUAUUAGGAGCACCGCACUUCAAAACAGCAGAAGGUAUUACAGGUUCUGUAUUGGUUGUAUGUCUUCAGACAAAUAAGAGUAUGACGGUAAAGAAACAAGUUUCAGGUAAAAUGCAUGGAAGUGGGUUUGGGACUGCUCUUGUCUUUGAAGACAUUGAUGGUGAUGGUUUAGAUGACCUGAUUGUAGGAGCUCCCUUCAAUCGUAUUGACUCUGGCGAAGUAUAUGUUUAUUAUGGAACCGAUACCGAUGAUGUGUUAGUGAAAAGCCAACAAGAACUGACAAUGUCCAUUCCAGGGAGGUUUGGUUCUGCAAUACAGUGCGUAGGAGACCUAAACAAGGAUGGUUACAAAGAUAUUGCAGUCGGAGCCCCAUAUCAGCGUGAUCGUAGAGGUUCAGUUUACAUAUAUCAUGGUGGACCUACGAGUCUUACCUUCACACAGGAGAUACGAUCUGAGGAGGUUGGACGAAAUCUGUUAUCGUUUGGAUGGUUCAUUUCUACCCCAGUUGAUAUUGAUCAAAACGGAUAUACAGAUUUUGCAGUCGGUUCAUACAUGUCAGAUACAGUUUUGAUAUUGAGAACAAGACCAAUAAUAGAUCUGACGUGUCAAAUGAAUAUUACGCCUUCGUCAAUACCAUUAAAUUCUUCUGGGCUUCACUGCCAAAAUGAAAACUUCCAUCCAUGCGCUCAACUAGACAUAUGUUUCAACUAUACUGGGUUAGGAAUUUCAGGGAAUAUAGCUGUUUCCUACACAAUAGACAUAGACACGAAUAGGACCAAGAGUGUACCAAGUAGAGUUGCAAUAUUUGCUAACAACACAUACCAUAGAGAUAAAUUCAGCCGAAAUGAUGUGAUGAUUAGUAAAGGAGGGGAAUCAUGUUCAUCGGUUAACCUUGUUGUUCCGGUAAUGUAUAGUAAUGAGGUGAUGAUUAGUAAAGGAGGGGAAUCAUGUUCAUCGGUUAACAUUGUUGUUCCGGUAAUGUAUAGUAAUGAUGUGAUGAUUAGUAAAGGAGGGGAAUCAUGUUCAUCGGUUAACAUUGUUGUUCCGGUAAUGUAUAGUAAUGAGGUGAUGAUUAGUAAAGGAGGGGAAUCAGGUUCAUCGGUUAACAUUGUUGUUCCGAUUGUUACUAGGCAGUUUCUAGAAACACUUACAAAAAAGCUAUACCUGGCAGCGUCAUUUAGCCUUAGCGAGAAUCAGCCACCUGGAAAACUGAAACCUAUCCUGAACAACAAGCCAACAACACAGAAAGUUUCGGCGAUGUUUGAAUCCGGUUGUGACGGCACAUGCUAUCCAAAUUUAAAGCUGACACUUACUUCAAAACCAGAAGUUAUCAUUUUUGGGAGAACAGUUGAAAUAGACAUACAAUUGAAAGUAACCAACUCAGACGAUCAAUCUCAUGGGACAAGGUUUAUUAUCUUAACAUCAAACAACACGGAUUAUCUUGGUUUUUAUCAACCGCAGAAUGAAGGAACCGAGUUAGGAACUUGUAUAGAUCAAAUGAAUGCUUCUAUUGUCUACUGUAACCUUAAUAAGACUUUCUUUCAACAGCAAGUUGGAUUAUUUAACCUACGGUAUAAUGUUUCUAGACACCGAUUAACAGAUCAAUACAUUGAUGCAUAUCAUAUAACCAGGAGUGUUGUAUAUACUGUGAAUGUAUCAUCAACCAGUCCUGAUUUUGAUUGGUCUGACAACAAUCGUCAACUAGAAGUGCCAAUACAAUAUGUAUCAGAAAUUCAACUAACAGGUAUUUCAGAUCCUGAACAACGAAGACUAUCAGCUAUCUCCAGCAUUGAAUUUUUCCACACGUAUUACGUGUACAACAUGGGUCCAAGCCCAAUGUCUAUAGCUGUUGUCAGAGUGUGUCUUCCGGUAUUAUCAACACAAGUUCUGGAAGUUCGGGUUAAAUCUAAAAGCGACAAGACAACAUGGAAUGUUGAUGAAAAUGGAAGAAAGAUUGAUAAGAUGCAUGAAGGAGAAACUCAUAUUUCGCAGAAAAAAAAGAAACCAACGUUUGGAGAAAUAUCAUGUGAUACUGUUGACGAAACCAUGAAUGUAAUUUAUGACGUCACAAUCAAACAAGUAGACCCUGACGAAACCAUUCAGAUUGAAUUUAAGGUUGUUCUUCAAGAAAGUGAUUUAAUAUUUGAUAAGGUAUCCGCUAUUCUAUUCAAAUCAACUGGAGAAGUCAUAACAACAAGUAGGAGAGACUAUACAAUCAAAUCCUCGAAUGCAACAUUUCAGGUGACGUCUGAGAUUUUUCCAAAGGAUUUUGCUGCGGAAACUGGCAGAAUAUCACUUUGGAUAAUUAUUGGUGGAUGUUUAGGAGGUUUGGCAUUACUUGUAAUACUUGGUGUAGUUUUAUGGAAGGUUGGAUUUUUCCAAAGGAAAAAGAAAGACGACAUGAACAAAUGGAAAAGACAGUCUGGGUAUUAUGCCUCCAGGAAUAGUCAAUAUGUUGAUCAUGUUCCGAGACAAUCAGACAUGGUUAACUCUGUCCACUGGUAAAGUCGGG